Messenger RNA from Lolium rigidum, 504 nucleotides. RefSeq names its product SKP1-like protein 1. The transcript has a single exon. Gene Ontology annotation, cellular component: nucleus; cytoplasm. The record is from RefSeq and is a predicted model, not a curated record. Gene Ontology annotation, molecular function: cullin family protein binding. Gene Ontology annotation, biological process: SCF-dependent proteasomal ubiquitin-dependent protein catabolic process. The coding region runs from base 1 to 504 and encodes 167 amino acids. Lineage: Eukaryota; Viridiplantae; Streptophyta; Magnoliopsida; Poales; Poaceae.
AUGGCUGCGACGACGGCGGACGGGAAUAAGGCCGACGAGGCCCUGGGCGGCGAGAAGAGCAAGAUGAUCACGCUGAAGAGCUCCGACGGUGAGCAAUUCGAGACGACCCGCGAGGCGGCGGCGAUGUCGCAGACCAUCCAGCACCUGAUCGAGGACAACUGCAUCGACAACGGCGUCCCUCUCCCCAACGUCGACUCUAAAACCCUUGCCAUGGUCAUGGAGUACUGCAACAAGCACGUCGCCGACAGUGCGGACGAGGAGGGCCUCAAGAGCUUCGACGAGAGCUUCAUCAAGGUGGAUCAGGACACGCUGUUCGACAUCAUCCUCGCCGCCAACUAUCUGAAAAUCAAGGGGCUCCUGGACCUCAGCAGCCAGAGGGUCGCCGACAUGAUCAAGGGUAAGUCGGUUGAGGAGAUUCGGAAGACGCUCAACAUCAAGAACGACUACACGCCGGAGGAGGAGGAGAAGAACCGAAGGGAGAACCCGUGGGCGUUUAGCGUUUGA